Molecule: messenger RNA, 1179 nt
Organism: Cylindrotheca closterium
Lineage: Eukaryota; Bacillariophyta; Bacillariophyceae; Bacillariales; Bacillariaceae
Source: the annotation of a GenBank genome assembly
AUGAAGCGAUCAAGUGCUGGGAUGACUACUUUGGCGCUCUUUUCAACUUUAUUAUCACGUUGUGGCCGCUGUACUGGCUUUGGGUAUCUUCCUACUAAUAAUGUUGGAGGUAAUAUUAAAAAUACUGGAAGUCAAGCAUCGUUCGUGUCCAGAGCGUUCUCCGCUCAAGCAGCAGCAGCCCUCCGCAGGGUUGUUCGUCAUUCCACAACAACGACAGCAAGAACAACACCAUUCAGCAGUAGGCCAUUCUUUCAUUCCAUCGCCAACACGGGAUGCAGGAGGACAAGCCUUGUAGGAGCGUUUUCCACAGUACCAACAUCCGCCGAUGGAUGCCCUCUUGAAUUUGAAAUCGGGCCUUAUAAUGCGGCCGAAGUUUCCAUCUCCGAAUCAUCGGACAAUAACGACGACGAAGUAUUGUUGGAUCAAAUUGAUCGUUCCAUUGACUAUUGGCGGUCCAACGACUACACCAGUGCCUGGGUCUCGAUACCCACCAGUCGAGCACGCCUGAUACAACCUCUAGCGACGACUACUGAGUACAGCAACUUUGGCUUUGAUCUCCAUCAUACCAACUCGACCUUGCAAACCAUUGUCAUGAAAAAGUGGCUUCGGGAGGGAACGGAAGAUAAGAUUCCUCCCUUUGCUACACAUCAGGUGGGAUGUGCGGGUUUUGUGCUGAACCAUCAAAAUGAAAUCUUGCUCAUCAAAGAAUGGUCCGGACCUCUGUCGAAUCGGACGCCCACCAAACAAUGGAAGCUACCAGGGGGUCUUUUGGACUCGGGGGAAACCUUUGAGGAGGCGGCUUGUCGAGAAGUUUUCGAAGAGACGGGGGUACCUUGCGAGUUUGAGAGUAUACUGACUUUUUGGCAUCGACAUGGACUCAAGUUUGGAAAAUCAGAUCUGUACUAUGUCUGUCUCCUUCGACCCAAAUCCUUGGAAAUUGAAGCCUGUCCCGUGGAAGUAUCGGCCGCCAUCUGGAUGCCCAUUGACGAAUUUUUGGAGACACAAGAUCAUCCGUUGAUUCGUCACGUCCUGAAAGAGAGCUUUGAUUUGGAUGGAUCAUCGUCCAAGCCUGUUGGAAACGUGGAACGAUUGAGUCCCAAUGCGGAAAUGCAAACCGGUGGGGUGCAGUGGCCCGGCCGAUCGCCAUAUCCCACGUAUACAAGUAAACCUAGAAGCUAA